Messenger RNA from Penicillium roqueforti, 2166 nucleotides. RefSeq names its product grainyhead-like protein. Bases 1 to 2166 code for a protein of 721 amino acids. The record is from RefSeq and is a predicted model, not a curated record. Gene Ontology annotation, molecular function: RNA polymerase II cis-regulatory region sequence-specific DNA binding; DNA-binding transcription activator activity, RNA polymerase II-specific. The transcript is spliced from 5 exons. Gene Ontology annotation, cellular component: nucleus. NCBI's taxonomy places the organism in Eukaryota, Fungi, Ascomycota, Eurotiomycetes, Eurotiales, Aspergillaceae. Gene Ontology annotation, biological process: regulation of transcription by RNA polymerase II.
AUGUUCACCAACCGGAACAACACCCAGAAGCCGGAUGGUGAGUUCAUCAGUCGCUUCCAGCAGACAUUCUCAGACAUUGUCCCUCGGCGGGACAGCACGAGUCCGCGCAAUGUGAGGGCAGGUGAACCUUUGAUAGCAGGACUGGCCGAGAAUAACGAUGUGAAAAUGGAGGGUCAUGAUGUCAAGCUUCCCAUCACUAACAACGACCGCACUCCCCGAAAUAUGCAUGAACUGGGCUUGACGCCCUCAUGGAUGGAAUCCGCUUCCUAUUCAAUGAUGCCUCUUGCCAACCCGCAUUCGGGCUUUUAUACUCCAACCUCUUCUGGAAUGGGUGCCAUGUUCCAUAAUCAGGCGGGCGAUUUGCAUACCCCAACGGGGAUGCACUUGAUGACCCCGUUGGCGGGCAUGCCGGCUGUACACAAUCACCACAGCACUGGCUUCGAGCCCUUCCAUCCGCAGUUCAUGAAUUCAGUGCAUGGCAUGAACCCGUACACACAGCCAUCAUAUGCGCCAAGCGCAUUCAUGCACCGCGACACCGGAUAUGAUGUCAUGGAUGAUACUCUCGAUGACUCUUCUUUAAAUGAUGUACGUGUUGAAACAGCAUCCAAUGUAACCGCCUCUACGGAAUUUUCCUCUCAAUUGGCUGGUGACAUGUCAUAUGCCAAGGGCGAAAAAUUCCGCUUCAAUGUUUCUCUACGAGCACCGACCGCCAUGGUGAAGACUCUAAGUGAAAUUCCCGUGACCUAUCUCAAUAAAGGCCAAGCCUACAAUCUCUCAGUUGUCGAUACAAGCCCACCAAUGCUCAGCCACGAACCGGUCCGAUACAGAACAUUCAUCCGAAUUUCCUUCGAAGAGCGAGAACAACGGGCGAGACCGUCAGCAUGUUGGCAACUAUGGAAGGAAGGCCGUGGUACCACAGAAGCCCAUCAACGGGGCGGGAAAUUAUUGGCAGUUGAAUACGUGGAUCCAUUACAAGGGGGCAGUGACGCACACAGGAAUCGACAGGUUCAAGUCGAGAGUAUGUCAGUUGACGGCUUCUGCGUCACUUGGACUGCCAACCCAGCGACCGGCAUAUCAGAUUGCAAUAUUCCCGUGCGGUUCAAUUUCCUUUCCACAGAUUUCAGCCACUCAAAAGGCGUCAAGGGAAUUCCUGUUAGACUGUGCGCUAAAACCGAGCUGUUGUCCCCGGACGAGGAGACCGGUCUCUCGCACGAUCCAGAGCUGUCUUACUGCAAAGUCAAACUUUUCCGGGAUCAUGGUGCGGAGCGGAAGCUGUCGAACGACGUCGCGCAUGUUAAGAAGACCAUUGAUAAGCUUAAACAGCAAGUCUCCCAGGCAGAAAUGGGUGGUGGAUUUUCGAAGCGCAAACGGGGAAGUAAUUUCUCGGGCACCUCCAAGGGAUCGGAUAAUUCAUUGAAGCCUUCGGGCCACAAGCGAACUUGGUCGAUGGACUCGGAAAAUACUUCAGAGAAAGUUUCCUUAGAGGACGACCUUCAAGCCAAGUUGUCUACGAUGCAAGAGAUGUUCUCAUCUACUCGCUCAGUGAGCGUUUUCGGUUUACGCGGUGACAACUUCGACGAUCCGGACCUAUAUCCGAUCCAGUUAUCAGGUGAUAGCGAUUCCUCUCAGUAUGGGAAUACAAGUCGUUCAAGCACACGUGAAUUAGAGUCUAUCAUGCCUUCGCCACCGAACACCAAUACCUCUUCUUCGAAUUCGCCGCCUACCCACGCACUCAGAUUAGGAAAAUGCCCCACCACUAUCCAGAGGGUUCCUUCCGGCGACCAAAUCUCAAGGGGUUUCAUAGAGGCCAUCGGUGUAGACUUGACCUACCGACCUCCGUCGGAACACCCUCUCAAGCCAAUUGCAUGCUUCUAUGUUCGAUUCACUGGAAAUGUGACGCGCUCAGAGGAUUACUACCGUGCAAUCUAUUUGACAGAACGCACCGUUCGAGACCUCGUGAAGCAAAUCACCGAGAAAUAUCACAUCGAUCCGAUGCGGAUCUCAAAUAUCAUGCAUGCCCAUGAGAAAGGCCUGCGAGUUAUAGUUGAUGACGAUGUGGUCCGCCAGCUUCCAGAGGGUCAAGACAUGAUCGUCGACAUAUCCGAAGCACCCGGCGGUGUUUCUGGCACACCCGAAUCUCCUAUGGAGAUCAACUUAACUUAUUAA